This is a messenger RNA of Ctenocephalides felis (cat flea), 707 nucleotides long. RefSeq names its product anamorsin homolog. Gene Ontology annotation, biological process: iron-sulfur cluster assembly. Gene Ontology annotation, cellular component: cytoplasm. NCBI's taxonomy places the organism in Eukaryota, Metazoa, Arthropoda, Insecta, Siphonaptera, Pulicidae. Gene Ontology annotation, molecular function: iron-sulfur cluster binding. The transcript has 4 exons. The record is from RefSeq and is a predicted model, not a curated record. Bases 8 to 616 code for a protein of 202 amino acids.
AUCUUUUAUGAGAAAUGAUUCGCGAAUAAUAAGUGCUGAAGUCCUUUCACGCCUGCUAGAAAUUUUGAAACCAAAUGGAAAAUUCAUAUUUUAUUACUCGUAUGAAGAUACUGCUUCCAUAGUAUCAAAUUUAAAAAUUUAUGGGUUUACUAAAACUUCUAUUAAAGAAAACAUUGAAAACUCAAAUGAGUUUUAUUGUGAAAAGCCAAGUUUUGAGGUGGGUUCAUCUGUGAAACUAUCAUUAGCUGCAGAAAAUAAAAAAGCAACAACUGUUUGGAAGCUUGAUGACGAUGAUGAUGAUGAAGUAAUUAAUGAUGAUGACUUGUUAGAUGAGGAAGAUUUAAAGAAGCCCGAUCCUAGUAGCUUAAGAGUUUGUGGGACCACUGGAAAGAGGAAAGCUUGCAAGGAUUGUUCUUGUGGUUUAGCUGAAGAAUUGAAAGCUGAGGCAGGAGGUUUAGCAAAUAAAAUUGACAAUCCAAUACAAAAAUCAUCAUGCGGAAGUUGUUACUUGGGUGAUGCAUUCCGUUGUGCUACAUGUCCAUAUUUAGGAAUGCCUGCUUUUAAGCCUGGCGAAAAGAUUAAACUGUCUGAUGAUCAGUUGAAAGCAGAUAUUUAAACUUUACAUAAUUAUUAAUAUAGUUUUUCUUUAAGUUUUAAAUUGAAAAUGUUAAAAGUGAAAAAAAUUGUAACCAAAAAUGUAAAAUAGA